AUGCCCUAUAUGCCACCACCUCCUCCAGUGGCUUACGUCCCUCCGCCGGUGUACGUACCUCCUCCUGUCUAUAAACCUAUGCCACCUCCAUAUGUUCCACCACCUAUGCCAGCUCCAUAUGUUGCACCACCUAUAUAUAAGCCUCCCUUCGGGCCAUAUCAAUCGCCACCGUAUGCAGCUGGAGUUCAGGCCGUUGAAGCCGUUCAGCCGGAAACCGCUCCCGCUCCACAAGUGCCAUCGAACAACCUCGAGACCGAAAUGUCAGAAACGUCUGAAAAUGGAUCACCAUCGUUCCGGGCUCAAUCAGGUGGAUCUACUAGAAAUCGAGAAGCAGCCGUCAACAAUCCAUCUUCAUCGCUUAUCGAGAUGAACAACUCAUUCGCCAGGCCUUCGUUCAGUAACUUCCUCAAGGAUGACGGAAACGGCUCUGCCCAAGGAUCGAAUAUGAUGCCAAUGUUGCAGUCUGGAGAUUCUUCAUUUUUCUCCUUGCCUGAUCAACCACUCCUACCAUUACCACAACAAAUGCUUCCGUACGGUUAUCCCCUACUUCCAUACCUCUACUAUCCCGGUCUCUUCCGACGUCCACGAGUGGAAGUGAGACAAAGAGUACGCAACUAUGCUAGAGGAUUUGGACGACCCGGCUUUCCGGGGAAUGGCUUUUCGCCGACAUCGGCUAAUAAUAUAAACGUGAAUGUUGUUACAGGUGGAAUUCCCAGCUCGGGUAUGUCUCCGUUCGGAGGAUCUCUUUUUCCUUACUUAAUGCUCGAGGCUCGUCUGUAUCCCAGUUUUCAACAGUCGAAAGCAGUAAGCAACCGACGAAACCACUACACAAAUAAGGAUUAUACGGGAUUGAAAAGGGUCAAACGAGGACAGGAACCCCUGCCCACGCAGAAUUCCCCAACAACUGGAAAACCUGAAGUUCAGGUUGAUUCGAUGCAGAAUACGCAAUUCUCUGUCUCUGGAUCCGAAGAAAUCGUGGCUGACGAAAGUGUUAGCUACGAAAUGAGCCCUACUGAAAUGCAAAUAUCCAUGGGACAGCCUCAGGAAAUAGUGACCAGUCGCAAGAUCAUUCAGUACGUGAGCCCUGACAACAUGCAAUUCUCUAUGGGAACUCCUGGUGGAAAUGAGACCAACACACAAGUCUUCACUUAUCAGAUGAAUCCUGGUACACUAGUUAGACGUACAAUCAAAGUUGUGACAGAGAAACCCGUCAUUCAUCGGUACAAAGUGACGUAUAAUCAGGGCGGUGGUUUCAAUCCGGCAGAUCUGAAGAAAAUGUUGCAAAAGGCUUACGGAGGACAGGGUUUUACUAUACAGCAAAGUGGAAUACCUAGCAGUGUUGGAGUUGGGAACCCAUCCGGGAUGUAG
Haemonchus placei is the source of this 1368-nucleotide messenger RNA. Lineage: Eukaryota; Metazoa; Nematoda; Chromadorea; Rhabditida; Trichostrongylidae. The record is from the annotation of a GenBank genome assembly.